AUGGCCCAUGCCAUGAGAGCAAUCGGCCGUCUACGGGCCGUCCGGAGCUCAGGGGCUCUGUCCAUUUCCCCAUUAGCUAUCCGCGCCUUUAGCUUAGCUGCUCAUAACAGAGCCUUCACCUCACCUGCCUCAUCUACACCUCUCAGACCAGGAACCAGACUAUUACAGCACAAACUCACCAGUCAACCCCAAGCAAGGUCCUUCUCCCUCAUUAACGCCUUCGACACAGCCAUAUACAACGCCCAAGAGUACCUCCUCUUCCUCCACACCUCCCUCAACAUCCCAUGGUACCUCACCAUCCCCCUCUUCGCCAUCUCCCUCAACAUGGUCCUCCGCCUCCCCACACGCCUCUACGUCCAGAGCACCUUCCACAGACAAGCCAAGCUGCGCCAUCUCUCCGAGAUCUUCGCCGUCCAAGAAGUCCAAAGGCAGACGGCUCAACAAAAAGGGAAAGCCAGCAAGAUGGACCAUCUCCUCCAGAAGCUCCCCGUGCUUCAUACCAAAGCCAACAACAAAUUCAGAAAGCGGUGGAAGCUCCAACCCUGGCGCAUAAUUGCAGCCCAGCUCGCAACUUUUCCCGUGUGGCUCUUGGGCAUCGAGGCGAUCAGAUGGCAGAGCACCGCCACGGGGGGUCUGCUGGGGUCGAUACUGAACUGGUUUCGUGAGAAACCGGUCACAGCAAAGGCUGCCGAUCCUGUCGAGCUGGCUAAUUCGGCUAUCAAGCCCACCCUACCACCACCACCCUUAGAUAACUCCCUCACCGAAGCCAUCUCAUCAUCCACCCAGGAUAUCGCCACCACCACAGCAACAACAACAACAACAACCCAACCAGCAAUGGAGGGCAUCCUCUGGAUCCCAGACUUUGCCCUCUCCGACCCCUACCACAUCCUCCCCUUGACCCUCUCGGCCGUCCUCGUCGCCAACGCGAUCCCCAAGGACAAGACAAAACUCGCCAGGAUGUUUGGUAAAGCCCCAGUCGUGAACCCGGACGAGAAGCUCACCGGGAAAGAGGAGUUCCGCCGGAGGCUGAUGCUCACGGGAGCGAGGCUGAACUUUUGGUUCUCGAUCCUUGUCGGGCCGUUAACGAUUGGGUUGCCGGCCGCGAUGCACCUUUACUGGAUCACGUCCAGCUUGGGUAACUGGAUGGCGAAGAGGCUGUUUGAUUUGGUCUGGCCGGUGGAAAAGCCAAAGGAGCUGAUGAGGAUGAGGCUGGAGCCGUAUUUCAUUUAUCCCAUGCCGGUGGAGAAGAAGAAGCCGGUGGUCGAGGUGGUGAAGACGGCCGAGACAACUACCAGGCCACCGGUGGUGACGUCGAAAAGAGCGGCGACGGCGGCUACGGUGGUCAAGAAUGAUGCGGAGGUGCCGCCGCAGACGAAACCGGCCCCGGCGAAGCCAGUGUCUCGGUUUUCUGCCGUUCGAGGGGUCAAAAAGGAGAAGAAGGGGAAAUAA
Molecule: messenger RNA, 1449 nt
Organism: Podospora pseudocomata
Lineage: Eukaryota; Fungi; Ascomycota; Sordariomycetes; Sordariales; Podosporaceae
Exons: 1
Coding region: 1-1449 (482 amino acids)
Biological process (GO): protein insertion into mitochondrial inner membrane from matrix
Cellular component (GO): mitochondrial inner membrane
Molecular function (GO): membrane insertase activity
Source: RefSeq, a predicted model, not a curated record